Morchella importuna is the source of this 306-nucleotide messenger RNA. RefSeq lists its product as uncharacterized. Lineage: Eukaryota; Fungi; Ascomycota; Pezizomycetes; Pezizales; Morchellaceae. Gene Ontology annotation, biological process: ubiquitin-dependent protein catabolic process. Gene Ontology annotation, molecular function: protein-macromolecule adaptor activity. Bases 1 to 306 code for a protein of 101 amino acids. The transcript is spliced from 3 exons. The record is from RefSeq and is a predicted model, not a curated record. Gene Ontology annotation, cellular component: elongin complex.
AUGGCAGAGGAAGAUACAAACUCCGUUGUCCUCAUCUCCAACGACGGGUUCCGCUUCGUGGUUAGGAAGUCGGCGGCGAUGGCGUCCCCGGCGAUUAAGAGCAUGCUGGAUAAGCGAAGUAACUUUGCGGAGGCGAGGGAGAACAAGAUUGUUUUCCAGAACAUGAGCGCCGUGAUUCUCGAGAAGAUCUGCGAGUACUUUUACUACAACGAGAAGUAUCGGGAUGCGAAGGACGUGCCGGAUAUGGAGAUCCCGCCGGAGCUGGCGCUGGAGCUGUUGAUGGUGGCGGAUUUCUUGCAUACCUGA